AUGUCCCUAUUCGGAGAGCCCGAGGCGGACGAAAGCCCGUCGAUGACCUCGUCGUUUGCCCGGUCUCGGCAGUCGCUGUUCGACGAGGACGAUUCGAACUCGAACUCUCUGUUCCAAGACGACGAUGCAGCCGGCAGCGGGACAGCCUCGCCGUGGGACAUGCCCACGCCGCGCAAGCAGCACUCGAGGGCCGAUAUCCUCCGCAACCUUCUCCCCGCCUCUGACGUCCCGGAUAGCUACAUCGAGACAUUCGACAGCGUCGUGCGGGAGAAUGGCAGCGGGGGCAAGGUCACGUCUGGGGGCGUUAUGCGCGUCCUCGCGGCUGCCAAGAUCGGCGCAGACGAUCAAGCCAGAAUAACGGGUAUAAUUGCGCCGGGCGGCGGAGAGAUCGCUCUGGGGAGGAACGAGUUCAACGUCCUCCUGGGCCUCAUUGGCCUUGCCCAGGACCGCGAGACGAUCAGUCUGGAUGGCAUUGACGAACGCCGAAGAAACCUCCCAAUCCCAAACCUCCCUGGCAUUUCAGGAACGCCUGCUGCAGAACCCUUUGCUCGUACCAGUGUACUUGCGGCGAAACCUCCACAGAGGCCGAUAACUCCACCAGCCAAGGAUACCGCGCCCACACAGCCGUCGAUGGAAUACUCAGAUGAUCCCUGGAACACCCCAGAUGUUCACAAAAACCAUAAACACGCACCAGAACCCGCGCCUCCUAAGACCCAUGUCCCUGAAGAGCAUGCUGCAGAGAGCCCACCAGUGAACGGCCAUGACGAUAGCAAUGGCACUUUCACUGCCGCACCGCCUGUACGCACAACCUCGACCUUUACUACAGCUUCAGUAGAGUCUUUAGGACAGCCCAACCCUGCCGCGACGCGUCAGAACACGUUUCCGCAAGCAACUUCUCCCGGGGCCGGCUGGGGAACCGGCGAUUUCUUCGGUGGCACACCAGUGGGCAAUCCGGCAACCUCCAAUCCGGUGACAAGUCCUUUCGGAGGGCCGGCUGGUAGCAAUGUGGGCAGAGACCCCGGCGAGCAACGGCCUGGCCCCUUAUCGAGCAGGACGAUAGGAAGCGGCAGGACCGGCAGCGGCGUCGAGGAGCAUAUCGUUGUGAACCUACUGCCGGAGAAAGAGGGCAUGUUCAUGUUCCAGCACCAUAACUAUGAAGUAGGAAGUGCCAGGAGAGGCAGCAAAGUAAUUCGGAGAUACAGUGAUUUCGUGUGGUUGCUGGAUUGCUUGCACAAGAGAUAUCCUUUCAGGGUAUUGCCUCUUCUCCCUCCAAAGCGGGUUGCUGUCAAUGGGAACCAUCUGUCAAACGAUGGUGCCUUUAUUGAAAAGCGUCGUCGCGGCCUCGCCCGCUUCCUGAAUGCAGUGAUCAGGCAUCCCAUCCUGAGCCAAGAGCAACUGGUCAUUAUGUUCCUGACGGUACCCACCGAGCUCGCCGUCUGGCGGAAACAAGCCACCAUUUCGGUACAGGACGAGUUCGCCGGCCGUGCUCUCCCACCGGGCCUCGAGGACUCUCUCUCACCGGAGCUCGAGGAACUGUUCCAGCGUACGCGCGCUGGCGUGCGGCGAAGCGCCGAGCUGUACAUUGGCGUCUGUAGCAUUAUGGACCGGCUCGUCAAGCGCAGCGAGGGUGUCGCGGCCGACCAUGCCAGGAUCGCUCUCUCGCUCACAUCCCUAACUGAGGCGACCGCCGAAACAUACGCCACCGACACGAAUGAGGUGCCCCUAGUCAACGACGGCCUGAUCGCCAUGAGCAAGCACCUGCGUACGUCGCAGACUCUCAUGGAGGAUGAAGCGCGCGCGUGGGACGAGGGCGUGCUGGAGGACCUCAAGAGGCAGCGGGACGCCCUCGUCAGCGUGCGGGACCUGUUUGAGCGGCGGGAGCGCUUGGACCGGGACAACAUUCCCGCCCUGGAGAGGCGCAUCGACAACAACGAGACGAAGCUUGCGAACCUGCGUGCCAAGCCCGAUGGCUUGAUCAAGCCAGGCGAGAUCGAGAGGGUUGUAGAGGCUAUCAUCAAGGAUAAGGAGUCGAUCGUCAACCAGCACAACCGCUCCGUCUUCGUCAAGGAGUGCAUCCGCGACGAGCUCAUCACCUUCCAGUCCACGCAGUACCACAUUUCACGCUGGAACCAGGACUGGGCCCAGGAGCGCGUCAAGUACGCGGAAAUGCUGGCGGAUAACUGGCGCCGGCUCCUCGACGAGCUCGAAGGCAUGCCCCUGGGUGACUAG
Molecule: messenger RNA, 2229 nt
Organism: Diaporthe amygdali
Lineage: Eukaryota; Fungi; Ascomycota; Sordariomycetes; Diaporthales; Diaporthaceae
Exons: 4
Coding region: 1-2229 (742 amino acids)
Biological process (GO): retrograde transport, endosome to Golgi; protein targeting to vacuole
Cellular component (GO): endosome
Molecular function (GO): phosphatidylinositol-3-phosphate binding
Source: RefSeq, a predicted model, not a curated record